ACAAACAAUUCCCUUUUGUUAGUUCAACAUUACGCUUCUUGUAAAUAUAACGCUUUAUGUUUGACUAAAUUUAUAUGACGCGGUAACAAUCAUUAAAUAAUAAAUAAAUGAUAUUUCGUUAACAACAAAUAAAUUUGUUUUAUCAGUUUGUAAAUAUGCUUAAAUUGGCAAAUUGUGUUUUGUUGGUGUUUGUGUUGCAAUUAGCAUACGGAAGGAUUGUAAAUAAAAGAAAAUGUCCGGAAGUCAGGGCUGUGCCACAUUUUGACUUAUCCCAGUUGCUGGGAGAGUGGUACGUGGUGGAGUAUUAUGCGAGUGAAGAAGAAGCUCUCUCGUACAGCUGUAUGAGAGCUGUUUUUACAGAAGAUGACCAUGUACAAGCAGAAGAUGGUUCGGUGGAAUGGACGCCUGGUGUAACCAUGAACUUCACUUACCGCUUCGCUGACGAUCCGCUGGGCGAAAAUUUACUUGGCAACAUCACUUGGCGAGUGGACUUGAACGAACCCGCUCACUGGACGCAUUCUGAAAUCACUUAUGAUGGUAUAUAUAAUACAUACGUAUUAGAUACUGAGUACAAAACUUGGGCGCUUUUAUUGCACUGCGCUGAACAGAGGGAAGGCACUAGGUACCUUAGUGCUUUCGUAUUAUCAAGAAAAACCUCAUUACCGAAGAACGUGAUGGCUUAUUUAAGAGACAAGUUGCCAAGAUACGACGUGGACAUCAAUUAUGUUUUUCCAAUACCACAUAAAAACUGUUCCUCGAAGCCGGCAAAAGCUGACUUCUCUCCGAUACUCGUGGAGGUGAACAGCAAAAUACCCAGGAAGCCUGGAAUCACCUACAAAGUUGCAUUCGGACAUUAGUAUUCUUAAGAUAAUUGUCAAAUAAAUUAGUUUAUGGCUAAACAGAUAGCAAACAAGAAUGUUUAAUAAUAUCAUUUUAUAAUGUUACGUUAAAAUAUAAUUUUGUACUUUAUAAAAGUAAUUUAUUUAGGUUUUUUAUUUCUUUUUUUUUUUCAAUAACACCAAGACAAUGUAUAGUAUUUUGUAAAAAUAAUUAGUAAUGAUAGAUUUUUUUCAAUAAAUAAUAAUUAUUAAAGUCAGUC
Molecule: messenger RNA, 1099 nt
Organism: Galleria mellonella (greater wax moth)
Lineage: Eukaryota; Metazoa; Arthropoda; Insecta; Lepidoptera; Pyralidae
Gene: Karl
Exons: 5
Coding region: 156-857 (233 amino acids)
Source: RefSeq, a predicted model, not a curated record